Monascus purpureus is the source of this 2862-nucleotide messenger RNA. The record is from the annotation of a GenBank genome assembly. NCBI's taxonomy places the organism in Eukaryota, Fungi, Ascomycota, Eurotiomycetes, Eurotiales, Aspergillaceae.
CUCGUGACCACGUCAUGUCGGGGCGGUCAGGCCACAUGGGCGGAUUCCCGGACCUGGCAGUAUUAACUAUCAACGGCUCGUCCUUGAACGCUUUCCGAGUCCGACGAAAACAGAAGAACUGGUCACUUUUUCCCCAGUCGGGUGUUCUCGCGCGUCCUGUUGGCACAAAUUAGACCAAUCUCCUCUCUAUGCCCUGAUCACCCUCUGGCACUAUAACUAGAUUCUCCAUUUCUCUUUUCCCGUUUUUGUUCUUGCUCCCCCCUAUUCUCGGCCUAGAACUCGUCGUUGGUAAUGUCUGCAGCCGGAGGAACCAUUCGCGGGACCACUAGCAACAGGACUGUUGGAAGAGGCAGGCUCCCUGAUUUUGAUAACGCUACGUCGCACAUCCCACGUCCAAAGAACGAGCCGGCUUCUGUAAACAACCCUGGUAGCGACGUCGGCAGCAACGCUAUGAGCACCGCGAGCAGACAAAGGCAGAACCAGUCGAAGCGCGAUGAGGUACUGUACUGAACGCAUUUCUGAUCCCAAAUCCACCACAAUUGAGCCCCGUUGCAAUGCUGCGUAGCAUUGCUGGAACCCUCAUUGGACGUUCUUUAGCUGACAUUUUUGCGGGGGUAACCCUGGUCCAGGCGAUUCGACGGAAAUUGGAGGCCGACCUCAACAAGAAGAAACAGCCAACGAAGAAGCCCAAUCGCACCCGCAGGGCUCCUCCGGGGUCUGUGCUUGCUUUAAAGCCCACGCAGGCGCUGCAAAUCAAGCCCGGGACCACCGUUGCCGAGGCUGCUCAAAUGAUGGCUGCGAAGAGGGAAGACUGCGUCCUGGUGACCGACGAUGAAGACAGAAUCUCCGGUAUUUUCACCGCCAAGGAUCUGGCAUUCCGCGUUGUCGGGGCUGGCAUAAAAGCUCGGGAUGUGACUGUUGCGGAUAUCAUGACCCAGAACCCCCUGUGCGCGAGGACCGAUACCAGUGCGACGGACGCGCUCGAUCUCAUGGUUAGGAAAGGAUUCAGACACCUGCCGGUUAUGGAUGAGAACCAGGAUAUUUCAGGUGUUCUAGACAUUACGAGAUGCUUCUAUGAUGCAAUGGAGAAGCUGGAGCGCGCCUACAGCUCGUCCCGCAAGCUGUACGAUGCGUUGGAGGGUGUGCAGACCGAGCUCGGCUCUAGCCAGCCCGAGCAGAUUAUUCAGUAUGUUGAAGCAUUGAGGCAUAAAAUGUCCGGUCCAACUCUCGAAACCGUGUUGGACGGUUUGCCCCCAGUGACUGUUUCGGUACGCACGUCUGUCAAGGACGCUGCGGCUGUUAUGAGGGAGAACCACACAACUGCCUUGCUUGUGCAAGACCAUGAUUCGGUCACCGGCAUUUUCACGAGCAAGGAUAUUGUCCUCCGAGUCAUUGCCCCUGGCCUUGAUCCUGCCACUUGCAGCGUCGUUAGAGUGAUGACCCCACACCCAGACUUUGCUUCGACGGAUAUGACCAUUCAGGUUGCUCUUCGCAAGAUGCAUGACGGUCACUAUUUGAAUUUACCUGUGAUGAACGAGAGCGGGGAGAUUGUGGGCAUGGUGGAUGUUCUCAAGCUCACAUACGCCACUCUUGAACAGAUCAACACAAUGCAAAACAACCAGGAUGAUGAGGGCCCUGCGUGGAACAAAUUCUGGCUGUCAAUGGACCACGACACGGACUCGUUGCUUUCUGGAAGCCAAACCCGUACUGCCAAUCGCUCUCAUCUUAGCCCCGACUUGUCUAGACACGGAUUUGAAGGAGGCAGAGACAGUGUAUUACCUAACGAGUCCGCAUCGCAUAACGGAGAAUCACACUCAGAAUUUAUAAUUGAACAUCAACAUGAAGAGCUCGCGCCAUUUCCUUUCAAAUUCAAGGCUCCUAGUGGUCGGGUGCAUCGAGUCAACGUCUUCCCAGGCUCCGGAGUUGUCGAUCUGGUCGAUCAAGUAACGGCCAAGCUCGGGCCGGAGGUUGAGGCUGUUGGCGGUGCUCCUGUCUUCGAAGACGAGAAACUCAGCAGCACUGGUUAUGCUCUGAGCUACCUGGAUAACGAGGGCGACACCGUCUCGAUCACCACUGACCAGGAUAUGAGGGAUGCCGUAAAACUCGCACGACAGUCGCGCCGUGACAAGGUUGAUAUGUUCGUCCAUGAUCCCACUCAGCCUCCUGUCCCUCCUCCAGUUGAAAAGGCCCCGGAAGACAAGAAUGUCACCUUGGUCGACGAACAACAGGCCGAAGAUGCACUCAAGACAAGAGCCGCGUACCAGGGUCCUCCAGAGGAGUUUAUCUCAGGCGUGCCUAACGAGCUGCUGCUCCCUGGUGCGAUUGUGACCUUGGCUGCAGUUAUCGCUGUGGUGUUUACAUUGAACCGCAUUGGUAGCAACAGGUAAUUGUUCUAGUGUUAUUUGUAUAUUGACUUCUUUCUCCCACUCGGGGGUCGCCUUAUAUCUUCCGAUGGCACUGGUGAUUGAUGCCGCUUGUCCUUUCGGACUGUACAGGUUGUCUUCUGUCGGUUUACAGCGUCUAUUCUUCCUCUUGUAACACUUGUGUCCCUCUUUUGCAUUUACUUUCAUUUGUUCCUAUUACUCAAGUCUCUUUGAACAGUUGAAUUCAUUAUUCGUGUACCGCUGUUUGUUGCUAUCAUCACUAUUGCAGAUUUAGGGCUCAAUGCACAAGUAUCCUCCAUGGCAAAAGCAGGAUGUUGAUGUAAUACUAGACAAAUAAAAAUAGCACACUGCGCUGUAAUAUAAUAUGAGGAGGGAAGUAGGAGAAAGAAAGGGAUGCGUAAAAGGAUACCUUAGGUACCUAAUAGCAGAUCAGCCUGAUUGGGUCUAGCGCCGAGUUUGCACAGGUUCGCCGAAUUUG